AUGAGCGCCGCAGCAACUACAGCAGGCCUCCAGCAGCAGCAACGGUGCGCAGCAGACAUGAGCGCCCAGGCAUCCCAGGUAGCCGCAUCCAAGCACCCGUCCCCGUCCACCACGCGCCCGGAGCCACGGGACCUCUUCUGGAACCGAACCACGGCGCAGGAGCAGCCGCAUCCAUCACCACGCAGCAGCGGUGGCAGCGGCGGCCGCCACUCGUCAUCCCAACAGCAGCAGCAGCAGCAGCAGGCAGCCGCCGCGGCCAACGAGGUUCGCACCGUGCUCCUGUACGGCGUGCCCAUCGUGGCGCUGGUGAUCGAGGGCCAGGAGCGGCUCAGCCUGGCGCAGAUCUCCAACACGCUGCUCAAGGACUACUCGUACAACGAGAUACACAACCGUCGCGUGGCCCUGGGCAUCACCUGCGUCCAGUGCACGCCCGUGCAGCUGGAGCUGCUGCGGCGAGCGGGCGCCAUGCCGGUCUCGUCGCGGCGCUGCGGCAUGAUCACCAAGCGCGAGGCCGAGCGGCUCUGCAAGUCCUUCCUGACGGACACGCCGCCGCCGAAGCUGCCCGAAAACUUCGCCUUCGACGUGAGCCACCAGUGCGCGUGGGGCUGCCGGGGCAGCUUCGUGCCGGCGCGAUACAACUCGUCGCGCGCAAAGUGCAUCAAGUGCGCCUACUGCUCGCUCUUCUUCAGCCCCAACAAGUUCAUCUUCCACUCGCACCGACUGCCGGACUCCAAGUACGUGCAACCGGACGCAGCAAACUUCAACUCCUGGCGGAGGCACAUCAAGCUCAGUGGGACUCCUCCGGAGGACGUCAGCUACGCCUGGGAGGACGUCAAGGCCAUGUUCAACGGGGGCUCGAGGCGACGCGUGGCCGUCUCUUCUUCUUCCUCGUCCUCGUCCUCUUCCGCGGCCUCCAAGAGGGCGCGCUCCUCGGCUGGCGACAGGGACGCUCUCCAGGCGCCGAAGCCGCAGCCUCAGCCGGUGACCGCCCCGCCGGCGCCCUACUUUCCGGUGCUGCCUCUGUCGAGCGGCGCGCCGGCGGCGCUCUUCCCGCCGCCGCUGCUGUGCCUGAGCGGCAGCAAGGCGACCGGCGGCGGAACACCGGUGUUCGGCGACUACGUCUGGAUGGGCGGCGGCAGCGCCAAGCCCUACGGCACGGCCGCCCUAUGGCCUCCACCGCCGCCGCCGCCAGGACCGCCGAGGCUGCUGGCCGCCGAGCCGGCCUUCGCGUCUUCGCUGGCCGACGAUGCGCCGCCGACCGCGCUGCUGGGAGGCCUGGGGGGCGGCGCGCCGCCGCUGUCCUACGCGUCCGCCUUCAGGCCCGUGGCCGGCACGGCCGUGGGCCGCGUCGCCAGGUCUCCCACGCUGCGGUCGUCGACGCCCGCCUGCGACACGACCACGGACCCGAGCCGCGCUGCUUCGGGUGGCGGUGCGACGGGGGCGGCUGCGGGCUCCGAGGCCAGCGACGGGGCGCGCUCCGAGGACGAGGACUCGGACAGCUUUCAUGGCGAGGUGGACGUCACCGACACCAGCAGCGACGACGGCCGCACGAUGGUGGCCGCCGCCGCGCCGGCGCACACCAGCUUGAAUGACCUCGGCAAUAACUCGGAUGUGGCAUCCUUACGUAAUUUGACGUCACUUGUGCUCGCAGCGUCGCCGCCGCCAAGCCCAGCGGCUUCGGAGACAGCGGCCGAGAGUCGAGCGGACGGUGGCCGCACGCCGGUGCCGGACACCAGCGACGCUGGUAUCGCCAACAAGCAGGACGAAGAGACGAACAAGCGCGACGCUGAGCCAGAGAACGCCGUGACGUCCGUGGUGCAGCUGAUCAAGGAAGAGUGCCGGAAGCGAGACGCCCUCGAGGCGUCGCCAUAUUCGGAAACGCAAACCUUCGACCACUCUUUGGAUCCUUCGAGCAUAUUCACACUUAGCAAAGAUGAGCUACGGGACGUACUGCUGAGAGAAGCACAAGCCAGGAAAAAAGUGGAAAGAGAAUGUCGCCUCAUGCGAGAAACGUUCGAGGAGCAAGUGCAGAAAGAAGUCGCGUACCGCGAAGAACUCACCAAGCAGUUGCAAGUCGUGCGAGACGCCCUGUGCCAGGAACUGGACCAAGAACGGAAGGCUAGAUUCGCUGUUCAAGCCAAGCUGAAAGAGCUUUCCCUGCACUACCAGCAGAUGCAGCAGCGAAGCAUCAUUGCCGGUAAGCAGUGGAGCUGGCAAUGCUUACGUCCGCGAGCUGAUACCAGGCGGCAGUUGUCCCUGACAGCCCGUCUUCUCCCGCGUUCCGCAGACACGCACGACACGAUGCAGCAUCUCGCCUGCAAGAUGCUGGGCGCCAGGCACUGCGCCGAGUGCAGCUACAAGGCGGAGUGACGGAGCCAAGGCCUCGCGCAAGACUUCAUCGCGACAGAGCUGCAACGAUGAUGGACUGCGACCCGCUUGUGCCGAUCGCACCAGCGGCGGUCGACGACAGCAGCAGCGUGUUCCAUCGCUCCCGCACACCGAGGAGAACGCUGCACGGCGAGCUCCGCUUUCAGGCGGACGUUCAAGUCGCGUACUGUCCGCCGUGACUGCGUUGUGAGCGCCCUAGCCUCACCCUCAAGAUGAACGUGUACGCUUUAUUCAGUGUCGGGCACCUAAGAAAACGAGAGCGUGCCACACGUUUAGUUUUGUCCUCGGGCCAACUAGAGACGAGGCUGUAGAGAAAAGCUCAGUUAAAACGCGUCAACAUGUCCCGUAAAGUUAGCCCUUCUCUAUUUCUUGGCCUUUGUUCCACGAUGAUGAAUGUGCAGUGAACACCUUGUCACAGUAUUCAUAACGCACGCUCAACCAUUACUUAGCCUAAGUGGUAUGCUGACCUGCUCCGACAAUGGGUCGACGUAUUGCCGUGUGGACCCUGACUCAAUACAGAGUAAAGAGAAAAAACGUUUACAAGACAACCAACUACUAUACGGCUAACAAUUCUAAGUCCUCGCACCUAUCGCCUCUUUGGUUCGGACCUUGACGGCACGAUGAUUCAGACUAGGUCCGAACGAACAGUUACAGCACAGUUUGCGUCGUGCAUUCCUAACGUUUCACAACUAAGCUCCGGCUUCGUGACGACGAAGGUUGCAUUGGCGGAAAGUGUUAGAAAAAAUGUCUUUUCCCUCGGAUGUUCUAAACUUUGAUUUAUUAAGGACGACGAAAAGCAGAGCUUUCGCCAACCUUUGAAGCUUUCUUAAGCUACAGAGGUUGACGCCCGUUUGUAUUGUACGCAUCUGAUUGCGGGAAACGCGCUAGAGCAGACGCCUUCGUUGUCCGAUGAUGUUUUCUCGGAGCUGAAAGAUAUACUGAUGAUCAGCGAAAUGUGGGCGCGACGUUUUUGGUGAAAACGAUGAUAAAAACACUGCUGUCGGCAGCUACGAGGCUCCACUGUGUGACAGAAAAGAGGAAAUAGAAGGAAAGGCGUGGGAGAUAAAAUGAAAUUAGUUUGCUGCCCUACACGUGAGGAAAGAGAUGGGGUAGUGAAAUAGAGAAAGGAGAGCGAAAGAGAAAGAGAGAGAGAGAGAAGCCAAGAGUUCAGACCAAUCAAGCGCUCUGGACAAAAAGGCGUAGUGUGUCUACUGUCGGGUCACUUGAGUAUGUUGCCUUCAGGUACUGCAGAUGUGCUCGUGUUGCUUUAUGAGCCGAUGAGAGGUAAGACCAGAACACUAGUUUUCACUACGACCAUAACACUUGCAGAAGGGUGUUUCACAGCUUAAGAGUCAAGUUCCAGAUUGCCUGCAUUCCUAGAGAAUAUGAAUACAGAGAAUUCUUAGAGAGAAUGAAUAUGUGAACUAAGAAACGAAAAUCCAGAAGGCUAUCUGUCAGUCACAGACAGAUAUUUUUCUAGAUUUUCGUUUCUGCGUUCACAUACUCAUUCUCUAUGAGUGCUCGUAAUCUGAAACUUGACUUAACCACCGAACAUGCAGGAACGACGCGGCGUACGUCCAUGCGAAUACUGUCUGUUACGAGAGGUUGUUCCGAAGCCCUGCAUCUGGAUCAUUACUUUAACUGUGUCAUCGUACUACAGCAUUUCCUCGAGUUUUCAAACUCUGCUCAUUUAAACAUCUCAUUUUCGUAGCUCAAAAAAAAAAAAAAGUAAGAGUCUCGCAUGACAUGUGCUUAGAAUAGCUCCCACACUUGCACACACGAUCCGCCUGUUGCUCAUUUAAUUUAUAUGUAGGCACUGUUAUCACGUUCUCUUGAGAACGCUGCAACGUGGCAAGCCCGCACGCAAUUACAUGGGGCAUAUUGAGGCAUAUGCAGGAGGCGUACACGUUUGCUAGAUGGAGACAGCUGAAUUCUGACCCUCGCUUCAGCGCUAGCGUAUUGUCAGUCAAAUGAUGAUGACAUAUUGUCCGUCAAUUUAUCAGCAGUAAUAAACUGGACACAUGAAGUUUCAUUUCAAUCUUUCAGUUCCUUUUACCGCAAACAAUCAUUUGGCAAGCGACUAAAAUUUAUACCAAUAGCAUGCUGUAACAAAAUUAAUGACUACCUCCCGACUAUACUCCGCCUUCGUAUUUCUCGCCUGUGUAUUCAAAAAAAAUAUAAUAAAAAACCUUCCUCGUGAAAAUUAUUCUUGAUUUCGGCGUGCUGGAGGAUCAAAAAGCUAGGCGUAAGGUGUUUCAAGCCAGCGACUGCGCAUUCGACGUGGUCAAACAAGGUUAAGCAAAAUAAGGACUGAUUUUCCAAACGCGCAGACGACGCACGGACGAAAAAAUGAAACAUACGACAUCGAGUACUCCUGUCAUACCUGUUUUAUUAUAUUUUUUCUCCGCCCGUACGUCUGUCGUCUCGCUUUUGAAAAUCAGCUCUACGGUUUCCUUUCCUGGUACACACUGUCCUGUAUAUGCGAAACAGUUACAUGCGACCAGUGUAUACGAGCGAAUGAUCGUGCUGCCCCGUUUCACUUGACGGGCUGUUUUGCGUGUCAUACAAGUGCGCCAACCAAACGUUGAAGCAAAUAAAUCACUGGUGUUU
Dermacentor silvarum is the source of this 4998-nucleotide messenger RNA. RefSeq names its product SKI family transcriptional corepressor 1 (gene fuss). The coding region runs from base 1 to 2370 and encodes 789 amino acids. Gene Ontology annotation, cellular component: transcription regulator complex; nucleus. NCBI's taxonomy places the organism in Eukaryota, Metazoa, Arthropoda, Arachnida, Ixodida, Ixodidae. The record is from RefSeq and is a predicted model, not a curated record. The transcript is spliced from 14 exons. Gene Ontology annotation, molecular function: DNA-binding transcription factor activity, RNA polymerase II-specific; SMAD binding; RNA polymerase II cis-regulatory region sequence-specific DNA binding. Gene Ontology annotation, biological process: negative regulation of BMP signaling pathway; negative regulation of transcription by RNA polymerase II.